CCCCGCUUUGGAGGGACAGAGGGGAGGGCGGGAGGAACGCAGAUCAUGUUGGAAAUCCUGCCUUUGUUGAAAAAAUAAAUUAAUAAUUGUAGUAAUAUCACAAAUUCAGCGCGAAUGGAUCGGCGGUGCGUUCGCGUGCGCUGAGAGGCGGUCAGACAGAGUGGUGAUUGCAGACAUGGGUCGCAGCGGUACGGCGCCUUUCGCUCAGCUCCUUGGGGAGUGUUUCCUCUGUCAGUCUUUCAGCGCUGGAAAUGGCGAUGUGAUGCUGAGCGCCGAAGACGCAGCGGAGGCGGAUGCCAGGAAAUAAAGAACUGUAUGAUCACCUGCGCUUUUCUUUGGGUUGGAUUUUCAGUCGCGGCGGACAGUACCAUGGUGAAUUAUCAGAAAUACAUUACUGUAAUGCAGCUGGCUCUGGGGGUGACCGCCUCCAACAAAGAACAUUGUCUUCCGCCCAGGAAGCGAAUGUGGAUACACCCCAGCCCAACCGCCGGCUCCACCACAGCAGCCUCCUCAGCAAGCACCGCUCAGGGCAAGCCAUCACUCCGCCGCAUUAAGGGCCGCAUUCACAGGAGCAAGAGCCUGGACAGCAUCGAUCUCCUGGACUCCAAUAGUGCUGCAAUGGAGGAGACGGUCAUUUGGGAACAGCACACAGUAACACUACACAGGGCACCAGGGUUUGGCUUUGGUAUAGCCAUAUCAGGAGGGCGGGAUAACCCUCAUUUUCAGAGUGGGGAGACUUCAAUUGUCAUCUCUGAUGUGCUGAAAGGAGGCCCAGCAGAAGGCCUACUACAGGAAAAUGACCGAGUUGUUAUGGUCAAUGCUGUCUCCAUGGACAACGUGGAGCAUGCGUAUGCAGUGCAGCAGCUUAGGAAAAGUGGGAAAAUUGCCAAAAUUACAAUCAGACGAAAGAGAAAGGUGCAUGUCCCCAUGGGCCGCCUCGGGGAGAGGGAAACCAUGUCGGAGCAUGAUGAGGAAGAGGACAGCAUUGAUGAAGAGAUAUAUGAGACCCGGAGUGGGCGCAGUGGUGCUUACAGUGGUGUAGGUGGGGCCAUGGGCAGACGUGGUGGUCGAAGCAACGGGCGAAGAGACAGAGAAAGGGAACGCAGUGGCUCAAGGGAGAGAAGUCUCUCUCCUCGUUCAGACCGCCGCUCACACAACCUGCCACCUCGUCCUGCCAAAGUCACACUUGUGAAAUCACGCAAAAAUGAAGCAGAAUAUGGCCUGCGCCUGGCCAGCCACAUCUUUGUCAAGGAUAUUUCCCCCGAGAGCCUGGCAGCCAAGGACGGCAACAUCCAGGAAGGGGAUGUUGUACUGAAGAUUAAUGGCACAGUGACCGAGAACCUCUCCUUGAUUGACGCCAAGAAGCUGAUAGAAAGAUCAAAGGGCAAGCUAAAAAUGGUUGUUCAAAGAGAUGAGAGGGCGACACUGCUGAACAUCCCAGACCUUGAUGACAGCAUUCCUUCAGCCAAUGCCUCUGACAGAGACGACAUUUCAGACAUCCAUUCUCUGGCAUCCGACCAUUCCAACCGAUCACAUGAGAGACAUCGUAGGAGCCGCUCCCGCUCCCCAGACAGACGAUCUGAACCCUCAGAUCACUCCAAACACUCUUCCCAACAAACCAGCAAUGGCAGUCACGGAAGUCGAGAUGAUGAACGACUCUCAAAGCCUGCUUCAACACCAGCGAAGGCCGUGGAGGAUGUGCCUCUGCCAAAACCGAAGGAGUCAGUCAGAGAGGAGAAGCAGCUUCCACCACUACCAGAGCCUAAGCCAGUGUAUGCUCAGCCUGGACAGCCAGAUGUAGACCUCCCAGUCAGUCCUGCUGAUGCCCCUGUGCCAAGUGCUGCCCAUGACGACAGCAUCCUACGGCCAAGCAUGAAGCUGGUGAAGUUCAAGAAGGGGGAGAGUGUGGGGUUACGACUGGCUGGGGGGAAUGAUGUGGGCAUCUUUGUAGCUGGAGUGCUGGAGGAUAGUCCAGCUGCUAAAGAAGGUCUAGAGGAGGGUGACCAAAUUCUCAGGGUAAAUAAUGUAGAUUUUGCAAACAUAAUCAGAGAGGAGGCGGUGCUGUUUCUCCUAGACCUCCCUAAGGGUGAAGAGGUUACCAUUCUUGCCCAGAAGAAGAAAGAUGUGUAUCGGCGGAUUGUGGAGUCAGAUGUUGGUGACUCCUUUUACAUCCGUACACACUUUGAGUACGAGAAGGAAUCUCCGUAUGGAUUAAGCUUUAACAAAGGUGAAGUGUUCCGGGUGGUGGACACCCUCUACAAUGGCAAGUUGGGGUCCUGGUUGGCUAUUCGCAUUGGCAAGAACCACCAGGAGGUGGAAAGAGGCAUUAUUCCUAACAAAAACAGAGCGGAACAGCUUUCUAGUGUGCAGUACACGCUUCCGAAAACAGCAGGAGGAGACAGAGCUGAUUUUUGGAGGUUCCGCGGCCUGCGCAGCUCAAAGAGGAAUCUAAGAAAGAGCAGAGAAGAUCUCUCCUCCCAACCGGUCCAAACAAAGUUCCCAGCAUAUGAAAGAGUUGUACUAAGAGAAGCUGGUUUCUUGAGACCUGUUGUGAUAUUUGGGCCCAUCGCUGAUGUUGCUCGAGAGAAAUUGUCCAGAGAAGAGCCAGAUCUUUUUGAGCUUGCAAAAAGUGAACCUAGAGAUGCAGGAACAGACCAGCGUAGUUCAGGAAUCAUUCGCCUUCACACCAUCAAACAGAUCAUUGACCGAGACAAACAUGCUGUGCUGGACAUCACUCCGAAUGCUGUGGACAGGUUGAACUACGCUCAGUGGUACCCGAUUGUUGUCUUCCUAAAUCCCGACAAUAAGCAGGGAGUGAAGAACAUGAGGACAAGACUGUGUCCAGAGUCCAGAAAGAGUGCCAGGAAGCUGUAUGAGCGAGCUAUCAAACUGAGGAAAAAUAAUCAUCACCUGUUUACCACAACCAUCAACUUGAACAACAUGAAUGAUGGCUGGUACGGGGCUCUGAAAGAGAUAAUCCAGCAACAGCAGAACCAGUUAGUGUGGGUGUCAGAGGGCAAGGCGGAUGGCACUGCCGAGGAUGACUUGGAUAUCCAUGACGACCGUCUGUCCUACCUGUCUGCUCCGGGAAGUGAAUAUUCUAUGUACAGCACAGACAGCCGCCAUACUUCUGACUAUGAGGACACAGACACAGAAGGUGGAGCAUAUACAGACCAGGAAUUGGAUGAGACCUUGAACGACGAAGUGGGCCUGCCGACAGAGCCCGCCAUUACUCGCUCUUCUGAGCCUGUGCGAGAAGACCCACCCGUAAUUCAGGAUGCCCCUGGUUACCCCGGAUACCAUCACCCUGUACAAACUGACCCAGCCAGUCGCAUAGACCCGGCUGGGUUCAAGAUGGCUGCUCCCCAGCAGCAAAAUGAGGCAGCUCUGUCCAUGCCCUCCUUGCCUCCGACGAUGGUAACACCCCCUGCUGUUGAGCAGCCUGUACAGCUAGAGGGUAUGCACCUAGAGGAGCCGCCUGCUGCAGCUGCAGCUCCUCAGGCUGAUUCAGUUAGCAGCCCAAGCCCUGCCCCUGAGCUUACUCAGCCCCCAUCACCACACGAACCCCACUCGUCUGGACCACCUGGUCCAGAACCAAAGAUGUACAAGAAAGAUCUGUACAACAUGGAGGAAUCUGUACGUGUUAACCAUGGCCUGAAGCAGUCUAUGAGCUACACUCACCAGCCACCGUACCAGGACAAGCAGCCAUACCACGAAUACAUCCAUCCGCCUUAUGGAUACGAUGGAGAUGGCGGCUACACAGAACCAAAGCCUCACAACGCUGACUCUCACCUGCACUACGACAACCGUGUGCCUCAUUACAAUGAAGAGUGGCCCCCUUAUGACCAGCAAACCUCACCCCAGCCUGCAGCUUACCAACCAGGCCACCAGCAACCCAUGGGCUACAACCCUCGUUCCCCCUAUGAGGAUGGACCAGGAAGAGACUAUAGCCCCCCUCAGCCACGUUUUGAUGAUGUGCCACCAGUGGGCUAUGAUGGCAGGCCACGUCACAGUAAACCUGGUCCUAUUCGUUAUGAUGAGCCCCCACCUCCACCCCCAGCAGGCUAUGAUGCACGCUCUCCUUACGAGGCAGAACUCCACGGCUUCCCCAUAAACUCACCUCGGUCACCAGAGCCACCAAAGCAAUAUUACGGUGACUCUGGGCUGAGGCCUACCUACAUUCCUGGUCCCCAGAACCGGACAUAUAAACCUGGAAUGCAUGAGCCUAUCAUGAAUGCUGAACCCGCUAUUCCCCCACCUAAACCAGAGAUUCAGCCCUCCCCAGGAGAGACGGUAAACACUGUAGUCUCCAAGUCUCUUCCUCCUCCUCCUCCACCACAGGAAGAUCUUGAAGAGGACCCAGCAAUGAAACCUCAGUCAGUUCUGAACAGAGUGAAGAUGUUUGAGAAUAAGCGUUCUGUUUCUGUGGAUCGAGCGAAGGAAGGAGAGCCAUCAGUAAUUCGACCUGCAGAUAUUCCUAAACCUGUGUGUGCACCUGGCCCUGUUCUGAAAGCAAAUUCCCUUAGUAACCUGGAGAAGGAAAAGUCCUCCUAUAGGGCUCCAGAGCCACAGAAACCUCAUUCAAAACCUCUGGAUGAUGUAGUGCGUUCCAACCACUGCGAUCCAGAUGAAGAUGAAGAAUAUUACAGGAAACAAUUAUCCUACUUUGAUAGACGUAGCUUUGACAGUAAAGCCAUGGGCCAACCCAGCCCUGGCAUUAAUCGGUUUCAUGAUUUGCCCAAACCAGCUCAGCUGUCAUACCCCUACAGCAGAGUGGAGUCUGUAGAGAAAGUGAGCUCAGUGGAGAAAAGAUAUGACCCCCUGCCUCAGAUCAGCCCUUCCUCUCAGUAUGGGCCACCACCAUCUGCCAUUCCACCCAAUAUGCUGCCCAAACUCAGCCCCAGUGAUGCAAACUCCAUCCCUGAUCCACUGAACUCGCCAAAUCCUAAAUCUGAGCUGGUGGCACUCAGACCUGCCAUCAGGGAUGAGUCAACACAAGGAGGAUAUCUACCUCCCAGGAUCAUUCCUGACAAGUCGCCAGUUAAUGGAACUGACAUACCUCCAAAGGCCCUGAGUGCUCCUGCUCCCAUAAACUACAACCGUUAUGUUCCAAAACCCUACACCAGCUCAGCUCGGCCCUUUGAGCGCAAGUUUGACAGCCCCAAGUUCAACCACAACCUGCUGCCUAAUGACACACAGGUAAAGUCGGACCACCUCAGCAAGUCCAGCAUGAUGGGCAACAGCGGUGGAAAGUCUCACCUGUCUCCACAGCCCAUGGACCAUGACAGCGGCCUGGACACCUUCACUCGCACUAUGGACAACAGGCUCAAAUACCAGCACAAUAAUAUAAACGCUAUCCCCAAGGCCAUACCUGUAAGCCCUGGUGCACUGGAUGAUGAUGAUGAAGAUGAAGGUCACACAGUGGUGGCCACAGCCCGGGGGAUCUUCAACUGCAAUGGUGGAGUCCUGAGCUCUAUUGAGACAGGUGUCAGCAUUAUUAUCCCCCAGGGUGCAAUUCCAGAGAGUGUGGAGCAGGAGAUCUACUUCAAGGUGUGCCGGGACAACAGUAUCCUGCCUCCCCUUGACAAGGAGAAAGGAGAAACGCUGCUAAGCCCACUGGUGAUGUGCGGCCCUCAUGGACUCAAGUUCCUGAAGCCGGUGGAGCUGCGAUUACCUCACUGUGCGUCUAUGACCCCUGAUGGUUGGUCUUUUGCUCUAAAAUCCUCCGACUCCUCGUCGGGUGAUCCCAAAACCUGGCAGAACAAAUCUCUCCCUGGAGACCCGAACUACCUGGUGGGUGCAAACUGUGUGUCUGUGCUCAUUGACCACUUCUGAAGAGGGCAACAGCUGGCCUGUUACUGAGUGUGAUCAACAGGGGCCGUGCAGCCCUGCUGUGAUCCCGCCGCUGCGCUCGGGGAUCAACAAAGUGUGAACUCAUAAUCACACAUUUACUGUGCCCCCCCCCCCCCAAAAAAAAAUUAAAGAGGAAUUGAAAGACAAAAAACACAGAAGAAAGAAGUGGGUGGAGUCCAGCAUCCCCAACGCUAGAUCUAUGCAUGUGCUAUGACUCAGGUCCAGAAGCCUGCUACUAUGUUCGACACGUGAAAUCCCAUCGUACACUGCGAGCAGUGAUGCCUUAUCCGCAUAUUAACUUUUAAGUCGUCGGACCCUUUGGUUGUAGCGAUCACUACGGACGAGUUGUCUCUGCAUUUAACGGUGGAUUUUUAGCACACGAGAGUAACCGAGGCUGAAGAAACGGUCUGCUUUUGUUUUAUUGCUAUGCAUAUGAAGUCUGAGGAAACACAAAAAUUAGAAGACGUUUAAAUAGUGGCUGUACAUAUUGCUAGCAUCUGGCCUUGGUUCACUGUAAAUGAACUUUUGUACAUCUUUGUUAUUUUGUAUAAAAGAGAA
Thalassophryne amazonica is the source of this 6411-nucleotide messenger RNA. It is a transcript of the gene tjp1b, whose product is annotated as tight junction protein 1b. NCBI's taxonomy places the organism in Eukaryota, Metazoa, Chordata, Actinopteri, Batrachoidiformes, Batrachoididae. Gene Ontology annotation, biological process: protein localization to cell-cell junction; positive regulation of blood-brain barrier permeability; establishment of endothelial intestinal barrier. Bases 316 to 5835 code for a protein of 1839 amino acids. Gene Ontology annotation, molecular function: cell adhesion molecule binding. Gene Ontology annotation, cellular component: bicellular tight junction; plasma membrane. The record is from RefSeq and is a predicted model, not a curated record. The transcript is spliced from 30 exons.